UUAUCGGUGGCGAACUCAUUAGAAAUUUUAUUCAAACAUCACGUUUUUGCUUUACUGAUAUUAAAAGCUGAUAUUAUUUGCUAGUUUAGUUAGUUGUUUAGUGUUAGCGAUAGACGUAGCAAUAAGGCAAAAUGCGUAAAACAUGGAUCAAACGGGACAACAUCUACUACAAGCCGUUCUACAAGCAGAAGCUGAAGAUGACCUUGCUCGGCGUGCUGUUGAUGGCCGUUGUCUUCUUUGGCUACCAGUUCUUCUACAUCAGUCAGUUGCAAACAGAAUCGGGCACGGGGGCUCUUGUCGUCCGGGUCGAGACGAGCCAACAUCAGGCUAAUAAUGAACGUGUUAAUUCGAUAGGAAACGGUGACGCUGCUGGCUCGGAGGUGGACGGCCUACGGGACGACGAAGGCGGAGGACGGCUGGCGGCUAGCGUCAACCAAAGUGGCGGCAUUCUGAGGGGACCAUCCGAGGACAGUCGCUACGUCUACGUGGAGAAGAUAGGCAAUUACGAAAAGAGAAUACUCAGGGGCAUUCGGUUGAGCGACUUGGACUCAUACUCGGAGCGUCCGCAAACGACUUUCCGUUGUUUGCGAGGAGGUAGAACGCGAGAAGUCAGCUGGGACCGGGUUAACGACGACUAUUGUGACUGCCCCGAAGACGGAAGCGACGAACCGAGUACGAAUGCCUGCGCGCAAGGAAGGUUCUACUGUCGGUUUCAGAAGCGACACCUAACCGGAAGGGGUGGCUAUACGUCGAUACCUAGUGCAUGGGUUAACGACGGCAUAUGCGACUGCUGUGAUGGAUCGGACGAGUGGCUCCGGCAGAAGAACGACGGCGUUUUGUGUCGGAAUGUUUGUGAGCAGAAGUUUCCAUAUUAGGAGGAUGGACAGAAAAAUAGUUCUCCUGUUGUACUGAUUUGUGAUUGGGAAGUGAAACUUGUAUGCGUGGAACAGUACGGAAGGAUAUGUUUUUUUUUGUGUCGAGAAAUAAAUUA
Sabethes cyaneus is the source of this 991-nucleotide messenger RNA. RefSeq lists its product as uncharacterized. Gene Ontology annotation, biological process: N-glycan processing. The transcript has 2 exons. Gene Ontology annotation, molecular function: protein binding. Gene Ontology annotation, cellular component: glucosidase II complex. The record is from RefSeq and is a predicted model, not a curated record. Lineage: Eukaryota; Metazoa; Arthropoda; Insecta; Diptera; Culicidae. The coding region runs from base 132 to 875 and encodes 247 amino acids.